CCAUCCAAUGAUCGCUGUAAAAACACCGCCUGGUUGUCCUUCCACGUCAGUUUGUGCCUUCACUGUUCCCAGGCAUGGAGUCAGGUGAUUGGCAGGUGGUAAGUAAGAGGAAAACAGGCAAAAAGUCACAACGGAUUAAAGAAAACUCGCUUUGUAAAGCUAAAGGAUCUGCUCCAUUCACUGGAUGGGCACUCCCCCAGUGCCAGGUGUAUGUUGGCUACCGUAAAUAUACCUCCUUCUUCCUAAAGAAGCAUUUUUGCAAAACAUGUCGGAAGCUUACCUUGUCAUUGCUCAAUUCUCAGCAAAACAUGUUCUGGAUACAGGAGCUGGCUGCAGUUGCUGAUUUAGUGGAAAACCUAAGAAUAUCUGACUUUUGGAAAUCCUGCCAGGGUUGUCUUCACAAAUGUCAAAAUAUAGCUUCAGCAGUUUCAAAAGACAACAGUGACGCUGGAGAGUUAAUAAAAAACAGUUGCCUGGAGGAAAAUGUACCUUCUCACCGAUGUCUCCAAGACUAUGAAUGUGUCUGUUAUGGUCUGGGAAAUUUUGUUUCAUGUGUUAUAUCCCGGCAUCAGCUGGCUUUCUUACUGCUCUUCCUGGAACAGUUUAAGAUUCCACGUCAGCAGUGCAAUGUUUUUGACCCGAUAUUUUCCACGUUAGAGAUUUCUGUGCUUCAAGAACUGGAUCUAAAAGUUAUUUUUAAAAAUGAGGAGGGGAAGCAUGCUGUGCAGAAACCCACAGUGUUCUACAUGCUGCAUUGUGGGAAGGCUCUAUACAAUAACUUGCUGUGGAGGAACUGGUCAGUAGAGGCUUUGUCACAAAUGAUUAUCAUUGGCAACAGUUUUAGAGGGAUCGAAGAACGGUUGCUAUCCCGAAUUUUGCAAAGAGACUAUACUUAUAUCUAUAAGAGUUUACAAGCUGUAAAAGAAACUGCGUUCCCGGAGUGCCCCGAGUACAGUGAUAUCUUCAAUGACACGUCUAUACAUAGCUUUCCUCUUGCCAAGCUACAGACUUUUCCUGAAGAUCUAUGGCAGCUUCCGGAGGAGCCUCAGUACCAAGAGAGUGAUGACCUGGAGAUCGUUCGAAAUCUUACUAUAUAGUACUGGAAGUAAUUGA
Nanorana parkeri is the source of this 1113-nucleotide messenger RNA. It is a transcript of the gene SRRD, whose product is annotated as SRR1 domain containing. The coding region runs from base 75 to 1097 and encodes 340 amino acids. The record is from RefSeq and is a predicted model, not a curated record. NCBI's taxonomy places the organism in Eukaryota, Metazoa, Chordata, Amphibia, Anura, Dicroglossidae. Gene Ontology annotation, biological process: microtubule-based process. The transcript has 10 exons. Gene Ontology annotation, cellular component: nucleus; cytoplasm.